CAGCAUGUGGGUUUAUUGGGACAAGUGGGUACCAAUUAUACAGUUGAAUAGAAUACAGCUAGCUGGCAGAACACACCAAUUGAACUAAUCAGACAAAUUCUCACUUUUAUUCAACACAUUAUUGAGAAUUUCGUGUCUAUUGCUGGGUUUUAAAUGAUUGGCAGUGACGAAGUUCAGUCGGAAACUGACCUUUCCAUAAACAACACUUUAUCUAACCUUGGAAUUAACAAUGGUCUUUCCAAUUUACCUGAUCUGCUUAAUAUUACUUCAUCGUCUCUAUCCCUCCAUACUCAUUCUAUAUAUACAAACCCUUCCCUAUACCAUUCCCAGGACGGAUCUAGCUCCCCCUGCAGCUCUAUACCUCCGCUCCCAGGUAUUGAAACCUUCUGUCAAAAUGAUGACAAUGAUACAAUGAUUUCCCAAUCCCCUGAGAGUUAUCUGUCCUCCUACCUACCCUGGACGAUAUCUACAGACCCAGGACCUCCCCCUGCAAUACUUCAGACCCUUCAACCGAUCAAACCUGAGUUUCUUUCUCCCUUUGAUCGGAGUGAUCAGAUGCAAACCUUGCCUCCUUUCAGGUUCGAAUCUCAUGAUCCAUCUCGACAGCUUCAUCUCCCGGACUCCAGGCAGCUUCAUCUACCGGAUAUAUCAAAAACAUCUUUAAACACGGUUUCAUCUACAACUAAAUCAGUAAAACCCCGGAAAGAGAAGAAGAAGGAUGGACCGAAAAAGAAGAAAACAAGGACGACAUUUACAGCUUAUCAGCUGGAGGAACUAGAACGGGCCUUUGAACGAGCUCCGUAUCCGGAUGUUUUCGCCAGGGAAGAACUAGCCUGUAAACUAUCCUUAAGUGAAGCUAGAGUUCAGGUUUGGUUCCAGAAUCGUCGAGCUAAAUGGAGAAAAAGGGAACCUCCGAGGAAAACUGGAAUAUAUUUCGGAACAUCUUUAUAUUCAAGUUCUGUUGGUUUCCUACCCCCGAACAUGUCUCAUCAAUACGACCCGGAGCCUUGGUUCCAGCAACCCAACCCGUCCUUUGAUCCAGGAUACUACAUGCAUAUACCCUCAUCCUUCCCAGACCAAUACAUGGAGGCAGUCGGCAGUAUUGACGAGGUGGAACAGGAUACAGGCUUAGUAACCUCAGAAGAGGAUUUAACUAGGUUAGAGAAUGCAAAUCUUGAUGAAUUCUAUUAAAAGAGUUUGGGAAGAUUUUCCAAAAUGUAAAAUUUCCUUAUUUUGUCGAAAUUUUGUUUUAUGAUUAAGCUUUAAUUCUAUAAAAAGUUUCAAAACUACAUAUCCUGCUUCUUAAAAUGCACAUGAAAAUGAAAGAGAAAAUUACUUUUAAACUUCAACAUUAAAAGUUCUUUAUUUUUCAAUCAAUUAUCAACUAAUAAGCUUAAACCAUAUCUUUAAGUUACAGAAAACUUAGGAAUUACAAAUAAGUAAUAGCACGAUGGAACUGUUUACUCGCCACAAACUAUAAUGUUCAAAUUUCUAUAUUUUUGAAACUAGAUGGAGUAAACCUUAGAUAUCCUUAAAGGGAGUGACUGGCAAUGUAUGGUAGG
Messenger RNA from Eurytemora carolleeae, 1562 nucleotides. Its product is annotated as homeobox protein MOX-1. The record is from RefSeq and is a predicted model, not a curated record. The transcript has 5 exons. Gene Ontology annotation, biological process: regulation of transcription by RNA polymerase II. The coding region runs from base 154 to 1191 and encodes 345 amino acids. Lineage: Eukaryota; Metazoa; Arthropoda; Copepoda; Calanoida; Temoridae. Gene Ontology annotation, molecular function: DNA-binding transcription factor activity, RNA polymerase II-specific; RNA polymerase II transcription regulatory region sequence-specific DNA binding.